Chara braunii is the source of this 3989-nucleotide messenger RNA. The record is from the annotation of a GenBank genome assembly. NCBI's taxonomy places the organism in Eukaryota, Viridiplantae, Streptophyta, Charophyceae, Charales, Characeae.
GCACGGGUGUGUGGCUUCGGUCCGACUCCGGAGGAGGGGUUGCCACCCUUCUUCGGGGAUAACCUGUGUUCGCGGCUAGUCCUUAUACCUGGACGUGGGAGGACCUCUCAGCGGGGGAGGACAGGAAGGUAGCCGAGUGAGACGACGCUCCUUCUCUGGUCCAUUUGAUCCUGCUGGGCUCACAGGCAUCUUCUUCUUGCAGAGUAAGGAUGGUCUCUCGAGUGGCCAAAUAGUGAAGGUGACAAAAUUAUCUCUCUUUGAUUAGGGUGAAUGAGCCUAGAAGCGGUCCCGGAAGGGAUUAGCGUAAGAAGCUACGGUGGGGUCGACGUGUGGUGCUAUACCGUCCGCCUGUGGACGGGAGACUUUGACGUGGCCAUCUAUGUAGAAGAGGGGCGAGACCAGGGAGAGAAUUUCUUUCGCGGAUGGGAGGCGGCGGUCAACGACUCCCGUGCGGCUAGAGCCGGCGAAAUCAAGAAGCAUAAAACCGUGGUGGAGAAAGUGAAACCUGCUGCGGUCAGCCGGGAUAGAAUGGGGGAAACUUCGAUAUUGGAUGAGGAAAUCGCCGAUAUCAUCCGAAAGAGGAAGGAGACCGAUGGGCAAAGAAUUACGACCGAUAGGUUGGCAAAAAUGGAUAUAGGGGAUGAGAACCUCACGGAGAAAGAAAAGGAGUACGUAGCGAUGACCCUGAGGAGCUGCGAUAAGGCUAUAGCCUUUGAUGACUCGGGGAGAGGAAGGAUCGACCCGAGGUAUGCUAAGCCCGCCCGGAUCCACACGAUCCCUCACGUACCUUGGAAAGACAGACCCCAAUGGAAGUAUGCUCAAAAGGAGAAGGAGGAGAUAGUGGCCUUUAUCAAAGAAAAGAUAAGGACGUUCGUCACGGAGCCUUGUGAGAGUGCCUACUCUAACAAAUGGUUCUUUCUGAGGAAAGGGGGUAGCAACAAGUUGAGGUGGAUUCAGAACCUCCAGAGGACCAACGCAGUCACUAUAAGGGACAUGGGAUCCGUACCUGAGGCUGACCUACUUGCGGAAGGGUCUGCAGGUUGCUCCGUCUACUCAAUCUGCGAUCUCUUCUCGGGCUAUGACGAGAUCCCCUUGGACUACCGAGAUAGCCACAUGACCGCCAUGUACACGCCUCUAGGGCUGGUACAAAUGAUGGUAGUACCUAAGGGGUGGACGAACGGCGUAGCAGUGUUCCAAAGGGCCAUGAUAAUAGUCCUCAAGGAAUUCAUACCGGAGAAGGUGGAAGUCUUCCUUGAUAACUUCCCGAUAAAAGGACCGGUCGAGCGGGACGAGACGGAGGUCUUCCCCGGGGUGAGAAAGUUCGUGGUAGAACAUAUGAAGGGUGUCAGAGAAGUCCUUGCUAAGUUGGAUGACGCCAACCUUACUGUGAGCGGGACAAGGAGCCACUGGGGGGUGUCGGCGAUCAAAAUAUUGGGAUUCGUCUAUGACAAGGAGGGGCGGCGGCCCGAUUCUGCUAAGUUAGAGAAGUUAAUGACCUGGUCGUCACCACUUAAGUCAAUCACGGAAGUUAGGCAAUUUCUAGGGGUGGUGGGCUACUGGAGGAUCUUUAUAAAAGCCUACAGCGAGAAGGCGGAGCCACUUAGACGACUGCUUAGAAAAGCUGAAGGGUGGACUUGGGGAGAAGAACAAACCGCGGCCAUGAAAGCCCUUAAAGAAGAAUUCCGCGAAGGAGGACAGGUCCUAGGCGUCCCCUUCUUCGAGGACGAGGAGAACCGCCCGUUUGUAGUUGUUACGGACGCUGGACCUUGCUCCGUGGGCGAGAAGGUCCACAUUGACGUAGUAACCAUGCUUAAAGGAGUCGGCGGGCUUCGAUACAUAAUCAAUGCCCGUGACGACCUCACCGGAUUCGUAGAGGCUAAGGCUAUUAAGAAGAAGACGACCGAAGAGGUGAGCAACUUUAUCUUAGAGUACAUCGCAAGAAAGCGGAAAGAGAGAGAAGGGAGAGAGAAGGUGUUCUUUGAGAGUGUGAGGAGGGGUAAGAGGAGUGUUCGUCCAAAAGUGAGCAAAGUGCGGACCCCUCUUGAUAGAUCUACUGACGCUGUAUCCUCCAGCAUGGUAGACAUCACAUCCGAGCAAUGGAAGGCCAUGCUGGACGCAGCGACCGAGAAUGAGAAACCUUUCUUUCAGAAACUUUAUGAGGGCGCAAUGCACAAAGAGAGGGAGGGAGAGGCAGCAGCUAAAGCCACAAGUAUUGCUACACAAGUGGCCCUCCUCGAGGUUCCGGAAUCUGGUGAUGACCGGUUCCAAGAGAAGCUAGCUGCUGUCGUAGCAGCCUUGAUUCGACUGCGGACCUUAGAAGAUAUCGAGUCCCGUGUGACAGCUCAAGAGAAGCGAAACCAAGAGUUGCACGCUGAGAUAGUCAGCCUCAAACAGUCCCAACUAUCUGCCCCCCGUCCUCCUAAUCCUCGACCUGCUGCAGUCCCAGUCUCUCACCCUAGCACAAUCUUCAUGUCGAGAGCAAGUGGAACUGUGACAAGCGCAGAAACCGGUGCCAGCUCCUCAAGCGACAGGGUUGGCAGCUCUGCACUGGUCCUAGUCCCAAAUGCAGGAACAUCAGCCCAAAACGCUGCAGUUCUUACUGGCAUACAAUACAACGGUCCCGUAGUGGACAAGAGGGCGGCCACUCUGCCGUCCAAGUACGACGGGAAGGGGGACAUCACCUCUUGGAUCAGCUCCAUGCGCUCAUACUUCGAGGUUCUGCGAACACCGCAGGAAGACCGAAGCAUGAUCAUGGGCACAAAUACUGAGCCCGGCGUACGGAGUUUCAUAGAACUCCAAGCUGUUACUGCACGUUAUGAGAGGAUUGACCUGACUAAGUGGCUGAAAGUGACUCCUGUACGUACUCUUGAGGACCUCCUCAUCGCGCAGUAUCAAGAUAAGCACGCUGCGCUCAAGGCAAGGCUGAAGCUUGAGGCCCUCAAGGGCCAAAAGUGGAGGACUUCCAUGCAGGCUUUGGAGCAGCACUUGACUGGUAUGUUCACCACUCCAAACCUAGGAUGGACUGACGUGUCUUGCAUGGACGUAGUAAUGGGAGUGGCCCCUGAAGGUUAUGUCUCACGGCUAGUACCCAAGGACCAUACGACUUGGCGUGAGCUACUGACGGAUCUAGUCAAUCUAGAAGCCAAGGACCUCGCCAGGCCUGCAAAGGCACCCGCUGCAGGUAGAACCUCGCGAUGCAAGCGGUAUGAAAGCAGCAACCAGCUUGCCCUGCAUGAACAUCGGGAGGUUGAGGAUCAGUCCUAUGCGGAUGAUUUGUCUCUAGAUGACGAUCUAGAGCCGGACUCCGAUAUGGGCUGUUCUACAUCAGCCAUUGAGUCUGACAUAAAUGAAGAAGAAAAAUGUAAUGCCUUCAAAAAGACUGCUUCAAGCAAGGGGCCUAACCGUGGUUCAGGUAGGGGAACUAUAACACACCUCCCCAAGAAUGCGAAGAUCCCUGAGAAGCCGGAGGAUGCUUCCACCAAGCCUUGGGAAGCCCUGCGCAUUAACCAAAAGGAAUGGGAGAGAAAAUCCAAACUGCGAGUGUGCUUGCAUUGUUAGAAGCCUGGGCAUGCUGUGCAUGAAUGUUAUCGUCUGCAGGGAAACAGGAAAAGGGCGUAGAAGAGUCAUCAACACUCUCUACAAGAAGGGAAGUUGAACAGUCAGUUGCAGGCCCCUCCGAGGAGCCUGAAUCUGAUCAACAGCUUGCUCUUGAAGCCCGAACUUAUGCUGAAUCCAAGGCUGGUGCAGUCCAAAUACUUUACACUGUGCCUUGGGAAGAGACUAAGGAAGUUGGCUUCCACUCUCACCUGGAACAUUGGCUGCARCUCAAGCAGCAACGCCGUGUUCAAGGGAGUGUGAAACUGACCUUCUUUAAAUUGCUCAUUAACUGCCGAUACAUCGCGUGCUGAUUGAUAGUGGCUCAACGACUAACUUCUUUUCUCCUAACGGGAUUCAUAUGGCGAGCCUGAGAAUGAAGCAAGUGGAAUUGC